AUGUCCUUCGAGUUUGGCCUGUCUCCUCGGGUUCUGCGUUUACCCAGGGCCGACGACCCUGAAUCAUAUAUACUUGUUCAUGUCGCUCGCACUGGCUCGUCUCUUGUGGAUUUGAACGUCACUGCUACUGAAGGCGAGAACCCGUAUAUUGGUACAGUGCGCAAGUCGCACCUACAUGAGUUUCGCUCUAAAAACUAUGACGGCAACGACGAGGAAUGGGUGCAAAUUAUAUCAUAUGUCUUUGGCCAGCUGGAUGAGUCCGACGCGAAGAUGAAGUUGUGUGGUAUUGAAUCAUCGGCUAGCGUCAUUGGUGCCAGUGAUGCCGAAGACAAGGAGCUGGUGAUCACUAUUCGAAAGAGGAUCCAGACCAUAACUCAAAGACUUGGCUCCGUGACUCUCAGGCAAGAUGACCAACAAGCUAUCCAGCUCUUUGACUGGGCAGCGCUUGCUGCCGCCAGGGCCCAUACCCUCGAGCAGCGUUUUACUUCUUUGCUUGCUCGCUACCGCAGUGCUGAGAACGUGAUUAGACAACUCAACAAGCAGCUCGAGGAGUUCGUUUCCGCGAAAACACAGCACGAAGAACAACUAAUAGUCAAUUUUGUCCAGCUGUUGAACGAAAAGAAGCUUAAGAUACGCAACCAGCAACGCCUACUAGCCACUGCAAAAGUAGACCGGGAAAAAGUGUCUUGCAUUCAGACUGCAGCAUCAGAUCAGCAUCUCCGACCGCACAAAAGUAUCCGGGUCGCGAAGCGUACCGCCGCGGAAAUGAGCGAUGAUGAGGCGGAGAGUGAAACGGAAUUCGAUCAGACUAUGCACUCAAAUGACUCUGAGAAGGCCAAUGAAACGGCCGAUGAGCGAUCUUCAACAUCUCAGUCUCUGGAGGAAAGGGACGAAAAUGCCGCAGAUGAAGGGUCUCCCGCGCCCUCAGAUUUGACUGGCAGCGAGGACGAAAGACAUAUGCUCGAACGUAGAAGUCCAGCUGGUCGCCCUGUAAUUAAGGAACUACCCGCUCCUCCUCGAAGAGAACUUCCAUUUGCCAGAAAGGCCCAAACGGCCGUAACGAAGCCAAAAACACAGGCUCAUCAGCAGGAGAAUAACACAGAGGAUACUGCUGGGGAGACAGAUGACGAUGAGCUAUGA
Molecule: messenger RNA, 1140 nt
Organism: Aspergillus bombycis
Lineage: Eukaryota; Fungi; Ascomycota; Eurotiomycetes; Eurotiales; Aspergillaceae
Exons: 4
Coding region: 1-1140 (379 amino acids)
Source: RefSeq, a predicted model, not a curated record